AUGGCUGCCCACACACAAGGGCACAGUGUUGAAGAGGGCAUGCUGAGUAAUUUGAAAAAGGUCACUUAUGUUGAUGUGUCAGCAAACAAAUUCUCCUCUGUUCCAAUUUGUGUCUUACGGAUGUCAAAUUUGCAGUGGUUGGACAUCAGCAGUAAUAACUUAAAGGAUCUCCCAGAAGACAUAGAUAGAUUAGAAGAGCUGGAGACUUUACUACUGCAGAAAAAUAAUAUAGUCUACCUGCCAUUCACAUUGACCAACAUCGCUAAAUUGAAAUUGCUGGUUGUCAGUGGUGAAAGCUUGGUUGAGAUACCCUCUGCCCUUACUGAAAACCCUGCUCUGAAGUAUGUCAGGAUUCUAGAUAAUCCAAUUGAAUCAUGUGAGAGCUUAAAUAAUGAAAAUGAAGAUGAGAAUGAUCAAGACCGUGAACAGUUUGAGAAGGAGUUUAUGAAAGCUUACCUUAAAGAUCUUAGCGAAAGAGAUGCCACUCCUACUUAUACAAAGAAGGUGUCGCUGACCUUGCAGAUAUAG
Nanorana parkeri is the source of this 528-nucleotide messenger RNA. RefSeq names its product leucine-rich repeat-containing protein 2-like. The record is from RefSeq and is a predicted model, not a curated record. The coding region runs from base 1 to 528 and encodes 175 amino acids. The transcript is spliced from 5 exons. Gene Ontology annotation, molecular function: protein binding. NCBI's taxonomy places the organism in Eukaryota, Metazoa, Chordata, Amphibia, Anura, Dicroglossidae.